Messenger RNA from Pieris macdunnoughi, 840 nucleotides. The record is from the annotation of a GenBank genome assembly. Lineage: Eukaryota; Metazoa; Arthropoda; Insecta; Lepidoptera; Pieridae.
AUGUGCCCAUAUAUCCUUGUACAUUGGGAUUACGAAUGCAACUGUAAUGGCCACGCACGUCGGUGCCGCUUUAAUAUGGAGUUGUACAAGCUGUCCGGUCGUGCGAGUGGCGGAGUCUGCCUCAAAUGCCGUCAUUACACCGCAGGAAGACACUGCCAUUACUGCCGGGAGGGGUAUUACAGGGACCCCACGAAACCUAUCACACAUAAAAAGGCCUGCAAACCAUGCGACUGCCAUCCAGUAGGCGCGAGUGGUAAGACCUGCAACCAGACGAGUGGGCAGUGUCCCUGCAAGGAUGGAGUCACAGGGACCACUUGCAAUCGAUGCGCCAAAGGAUAUCAGCAGUCUAGGAGUCACAUCGCACCUUGUAUACGUAUACCUCGCGUCGUGACAGCAGUCCAAGCGAUGGAGGCGGUGGACGCGGAGCCGGGACGCGCGGAGCAGUGCGGCCGGUGCCGCGCAGGCGCGAGAACUCUAAACCUCAACAAGUUCUGCAGCCGAGACUACGUCAUAAUGGGUCGGGUGGUCGGUCGCGAGGCGGCGGGCGGCGAGGGAUGGGCGCGGCUGGCGCUGAGCGUGCAGGCCGUGUACAAGCGCGCGCCGCGCAGUCGCCUGCGCAGAGGGAACGUCGCCCUCUACGUCCGCAACGUAGACAUCGCCUGCAAGUGCCCCAAGAUCAAGAUUAACAAGUCCUACCUAAUCCUAGGAGUGGAAAAAGAGGGUUCGUCUUCUGGCUUCCCGGGCUUAACGGUCGGAGACAGGACACUGCUGCUGGAAUGGCGAGACGACUGGCACAGACGCAUCCGGCGCCUGCAACGACGCGCGAUUAAUUGUCAUUAG